UUCUGCAGCUUUAGAAUACAUUGCUCCUUCUCACCCUCGAUAGCAACCUUCUUGUUGAGUUAGAACUUCCGGUGUUUGAAAAGACUAAAAGAACUACGAGUAAACCACAAUCGUCUUCGUGGUAUGCCAGAUUUCUGUCUGAAUAAAAGUAGUUCUGAAACAGCAGUUGGAAGCUUAACUCGAUUGCACCUUAGUUAUAACUAAAUCAGUGUUCUAAGCAGCAAAAGUUUUAAGUGUUUACCAAAGUUAACACAACUUAAAGUAAAAGGAAAUAUAAUCUCCUUGUUACCUAACGAACUGUUUUCUUCAGUAAAAUAUAUUGAACUUUUUGAUGUAAGUUUGAAUACCGGGCAUCACGCUCGCAUUGAACCACGUGCGUUAUGGUCAAAAACUCUUCGAUCCUUGACUAUGGGGUUCGAUGGAUCAGCUAAGUCUAUAUUUGAUUCAAUAGAAGACACCUUCAGGAAUUUACCUAGGCUAGAGGGACUGAGUAUCAGCCACAUUAAUAUGCUAAACCUGACAGACAAAGCAAUUUCAACUCUCUUUUUGCCUUUACCUGGCUUGAAACAUUUUGAGUGUUAUAGUUGUCGGAUAUCGCAGGAUCCUAGUAUAUUUCUAAAAAAUAAAUCCCUUUUGGAACACAUCAGUUUACAGGCGAAUUUUAUUGAAACAAUCAGUGAUUCUACAUUCAGGAACAAACCAUACUUAAAAUACUUAAAUUUAGGCAUGAAUAAACUAAAUCAUUUGAAAAAGUCGUCUUUGUCAGACGAAUUUCUAAAUAGUUUGGACACGUUAGAUCUAUCCGGGAAUCCAUACACGUGUGACUGUGACUUAGUAUGGUUCAUAACAUGGCUAAAAAAUAAACAUCACACAAACAUUAAACAUUUUCCGAACAUGUAUUUAUGCACUUACCCAGGAGCUAUGUCGGGAAAGAAAUUGACGAAAAUACACUUUUCGUACCGGCAAUGCCACCCAUUUAGUACACUAGAAUGGACGGGCAUGAUUGGUGGGCCUUGUCUGGUACUAUUAGCGUUUGUUUCAUUCCUUUUAUAUCGAAAUAGGUGGAAUAUCAAACACUACAUAUAUCUCAUCAGAAAACGAAGGAAAUAUAUGCGUGUGGAUGGAAAUAAUUUCGUAUACGAUGCUUUUGUUUCAUACAACGAAGAAGACUCACGAUGGGUUCGAGAAUACCUAAUUCCAUUCUUAGAGGAGCAGCACAACUUGAAGCUGUGUAUACAUGAGAGAGACUUUCAAGCAGGAGUCUUCAUCAAUGAUAACAUUGUAAACUGCAUAGAUGAAAGUAAAAAGAUCUUAGUGAUCCUUUCGAAUUCAUUCUCGACAAGCGGCUGGUGCAUGUUUGAACUGAAAGUUGCGCACUCAAAACAUAUUGAGGACGAGACAGAGUUAGUUGUUAUCAUGCUUGAAAAGAUACAUGGUCGAAAUAUGAAUGAAUCUAUGCGGGUUCUGCUGGGGACAACCACAUACCUAGAAUGGACAGAAGAUCAUGUUGGCCAGGCUUUGUUUUUUAAUAAACUGAAAGAUUCAAUGGGGGUUUAGUGAAAACAUUGAUAAAAUGACACUUCUUUGAAACUAAAGUUGUAUGCACUUUAUUAUACUUGAAUUGUAACAAGAUUAGAUAGCAGCAGAACGGUCUUAAUUUGUUUCUGUAUUUCUGUAAUCUAAAUAUAAUAAAAAAUAGUAGUACCUAUAACAGUGCAAGUGGACACUAAAUAAGAUAGUUAUGCUGAUUGACGUAGAAGUAUGUACCAGUUCGACUGUUAUAUGUAGUAGAAUUAACGAGUUUGGCUGAUUAAUGUACACGUGUUUACGAGUUACGCUGGUUACUGUAAAAGUAAAGUUACCAGAUAAAGUGUUUUACGAAUUCUGCUGAUUAAUGUAGACGUGUGCAUGUAAAUUUUGUCAUUAAUUCUCGUGUGCUUAAAUUAUCAAACAGAUGAAAAUAA
Mercenaria mercenaria is the source of this 1964-nucleotide messenger RNA. RefSeq names its product toll-like receptor 2 type-2. Gene Ontology annotation, biological process: toll-like receptor signaling pathway; inflammatory response; immune response. The record is from RefSeq and is a predicted model, not a curated record. Bases 409 to 1557 code for a protein of 382 amino acids. The transcript has a single exon. NCBI's taxonomy places the organism in Eukaryota, Metazoa, Mollusca, Bivalvia, Venerida, Veneridae. Gene Ontology annotation, molecular function: transmembrane signaling receptor activity; protein binding. Gene Ontology annotation, cellular component: membrane.